GACGGCUGCAAUUCAUUUAUACCCAGAACUGCAAUUGCAUGUUGCAGUUGUAUUGGACACUAACGUGACCAAUAUAAUUUUAGAGCAUGUUUUGUAUUUUCAAGUUUACAAACGUUCUGUAACAUUAGCUAGCCGAUUUAACUGACGAACAGCUGUGACCAGUUAGUUUGGGGUAUUUUAAACACAUAAAUCGGUUGUUCUGGACCUUCGCCUUCUUUCUAAGACAAAGACUAAGCUAACUGCACGUUGUUAUAGUAACCUAAAUAGAUGAGCUAGCAAAGUAGGUCAGCAGUUAUCGUGCUGCCAGCUAUCGUUAUCUGUCCUGCAUUAGCAGAAUUCAAGCUAACACAGUGACUGACUAAAAGAAGACCAAACAGUUGAAGACAGAAGAGACUGACAUAGCAGAGAUAAUGGCAGAGAUGGAGGAAGACAUUGGAGAUCUGCCAGCCGAAGAGGAUGACAAUGACUCCGACAGAGAAGAAGAUGACCGACUGUUUGCUUGGAUGGUAAAUGACGAUAUGGAUGAAGAUGAGGAAGAGGAGGUGGAGGAUGAACAGCCCUUGGACACUGAAGCAUCUGAAUCAUUUGAGUUAGAUACCCCAGCUGAGCGCAGUGGUCAUAUAGCAGUGGUUGACAGAAACAGCAUGUAUGUGUGGGGUGGAUACAAGAAUGCUCAAAACCACGGCUUCUUUGACUUGUAUCUGCCAAGAAAUGAGAUCUGGACGUACAACAUGGAGUCAGGAGUAUGGACAAAACAUUUAGCCGGAGGUAACCUGCACACAUCCAUGUCAGGCAGCUGUGGGGUGUGUGUUGAUGGAGUCCUCUACUUAUUUGGAGGUCAUCAUGCCAGGGGAAACACAAAUAGGAUCUACCGCCUGCCCCUGAGAGCUCCCAGCCUAGUUUGGGAGGAAAUGAGGGAUCUUAAAGGACUCCCUCCAUCCUGCAAGGACAAGCUUGGGUGCUGGGUUCAGAAGAACAAACUUAUAUUCUUUGGUGGCUAUGGCUACGCUGCUCAAGAACUUCAUCAAGGGACUUUUGAAUAUGAUGAAUCAUCUUCACUUGUGUGGGACAGCUCUGGACGAGGCUGGAACAACCACAUCCACAUCCUGGACCUGGAGACUUCUACAUGGAGCCAACCCAACACCAAGGGGAACACUCCAUCGCCCAGGGCAGCUCAUGCUUGUGCCACAGUUGGUAACAGAGGCUAUGUGUUUGGGGGAAGAUAUAAGAACUACAGACUAAAUGACCUGUACUACAUUGACCUGGACACAUGGGAGUGGCAUGAAAUGAGCGUUCCCCAGCAGGGUCCUCUGGGCAGGUCUUGGCACUCCUUCACUCCUGUGUCACCAGACCACAUCUUCUUAUUUGGAGGUUUCACCACAGACAGAGAGACACUGAGUGAUGCUUGGCUGUACUAUGUAAGCAAAAAUGAAUGGAAGCCCUUCAAACACAGUCACACAGAGAGUCCAAGGCUGUGGCACACAGCAUGCUCUGGUCCUGAUGGAGAGGUGUUUGUGUUUGGAGGGUGUGCCAACAACCUGUUGUCUCAUCACAGAGCGGCUCACAGUAACGAGUUACUGAUUUUUAAUGUUCAGUCCAAAUCACUAGUACGGUUCUGUAUGGAAGCUGUUCUGCAGCACAGGGAGCGUUUGUCUAGUUACUGGGACUGCUUGCCUAAACACCUCCUACACAGCCUCAAACAGAGAAUGGCACGUGUUAACACACUGGGCUCCUAGGCUAAGAGGUGUGUGUGUGUGUGUGUGUGUGUGUGUGUGUGUGUGUGUGUGUGUGUGUGUGUGUG
Molecule: messenger RNA, 1801 nt
Organism: Perca flavescens (yellow perch)
Lineage: Eukaryota; Metazoa; Chordata; Actinopteri; Perciformes; Percidae
Gene: klhdc2
Product: kelch domain containing 2
Exons: 14
Coding region: 411-1736 (441 amino acids)
Molecular function (GO): protein binding
Source: RefSeq, a predicted model, not a curated record